Messenger RNA from Caenorhabditis angaria, 2396 nucleotides. Lineage: Eukaryota; Metazoa; Nematoda; Chromadorea; Rhabditida; Rhabditidae. The record is from the annotation of a GenBank genome assembly.
AUGGCUAAUAACCAGAAAGAACUUAUCAAAGCUCAAAAUGGUACCUAUGAGGUUACAAAAGCGAUUGCAACUGGAACAUUCGGCUCAAUUUAUAAAGCCAGGAGAGAAUCUGAUGGAAAAUAUUUUGUUAUAAAAUGUGAAUCAUUGAAAAUGAAAAACUCGUUAUUACGACAAGCAUCAAUGGUAUUAGCAUCACUUCAUUAUCCUUCACCACAUUUUGUGACAAUGGAAGAGAGGGGUACUGUACCAAUGCGAUUCUUAUUCGUUGUUAUGCCUUUAUAUGGUGAUAAUCUAAGCGAACUUAUGUUAACUAGUUGUGCAACUAAAAAAUUUAGUAUUUCUUCUGGAUUGCAUUUGGCAGAACAAGCACUUUCAGCGAUCAGAGAUUUACACAGAGUAAGUAGAAAAAAUAUAAAGAAAAUGUAUUUGAUGACCAAUAUUUUCAGAAUGGUUUUAUUCAUCGAGAUAUUAAACCAACUCAUUUUUGCAUUGGAUUAGAAGACAAUGAUACUCUUCAUCACUUAUAUUUGAUUGAUUUUGGAUUGUGUAAACGUCCAAGGUAUAAAAAAGGUGAAGCUGAAGCUGAAGAACAAAUCCGUAAAAAUGCGAUUCUUUAUCGUGGAGUUGUACGAUAUGCAAGUCUAAAUGCACAUACAAAUAAAGAACUCGGAUAUCGUGAUGAUAUGGAAUCUUGGUGGUAUAUGGUACUUGAAUUCUUCCUUGGUAAUCUUCCAUGGGGAAUGUUAUCAAAACAAUCAGAAAAAGAUGUGGUUAAUUUGAAGAACAGCAUGUCUGAAGCCGCUGUCAAACCAAUCUGGAAAAUUGCGCCACAAGCAAUCUCAAUAUUUUUCGAAUUUUUGCGAAUGAUUCGAGCAACUCCGGAUAUCGCAGAUUUUGUUGAAUAUGAUAAAAUCGCUGAAGGUUUGCGAGCCAUUUUUGAGAUCACUAAAACAAAUCAAGCCGAACCACCAGAUUGGGAUUGUAUGUCGGAUUAUAAAGGACCAGCAUAUCAACCUCUUCCAAGUAAGUUUCUGAAUUUUUUUGAUUCAGUGUAAAGUUUUUUUUCAGUGAUUCAAGCACCAGAAGUUGGUAUGAAAGAACAAGAGUUUACACAAGGAGAAGGACAUAUAAAAGAAGGAAAGCCUGAUGUGAAAGAUAGUAAGGAAGAAGAUAAAAAGAAGAAAAAGAAGGGAAAGAAAAAUAAGAAAAAGAAAAGUAAUGAAUAAAGUUUUAGAUUUUUCUGAAAAUAAUUAGACUAACAUGAAAUAUUAGGCGCAUUUAUUUCAAAAUUUUGUAAAUCAAAAGUUUUUCGAGUUAAAGCUGUAAAAUGUGGUCACAGAAAUUUCUUUCUUUCAAAAUUAAAAAAAAUCAAAAAAAUGUUGCAAACACGAUGAAAAUCUACAGUAAUCAAAAUUUUUAUUUCCGGAAAAUGUCAUAUUAUUUUCCAAAUAUUCCGUGAGUUUGAGUAAAACAUUUUGUAGAUCAACAAUUUUUCGAGUUCAUGUACUCAUAAAAUCUAUACGCCGUAAACCGGAAAUUAAUCGAAGCUAUAAAUGUUCCAAAAAUGUUGUAGAUCAUAAUUUAGAGUUAUUGUAACUCAAAUAAAUGAAUACAAAAUAUUUUUUUUUGAAAUUAAUUAUCUGAAUAAAAAUAAUUUUCUAACGUGACCCAAAUUCAAUUUCCAAAUCAUCGUCCCUCUUUUCUGAAAAUUCCUCCAUUUUAAUUUUUGAUCACGAUGGGUUUGUUACUAGGAAUUAUUGCCGAAGCGCGUUCCCAUUAUAAUAAAGAGAAACAUUCAUGGAUUAACUAUUGUAAUAUGAAUCAAUAUGUCUACUUUGAUAUUGGCUAUGAAACUGGUGUUCCAAUUGGUCGUAUUGUUAUAAAAGUCAAUGAGAAAUAUAGCAAAUCAGUAACAGAGGUUUUUAUUCGGUUAGCAAGAGGUGAUUUCUAUCAUCCGGGAUAUGGAAAACUAUUGAAAUAUGAGAAAACUUCAUUGCAUUGUGUUUCAAAAUCGAAAAAUUUAGUGAUGGGCGGUGAUUGUUUGUAUGAAAAUGGAAGUUUGGGAUCAGCCCCAGUUAAAAGUGGAAUUUGGCAAGAAUCAGAGAUCACAUCAAAUGUUGAUGAAACGUGAGUAGAAUAUUUGAUAUAUUUAUGGUAAAUUGUUUUUUAGGCGAGGAAAAGUAGUUUUCCUAUCUGCUGAUUAUGAUCCAAAUAUCUUCACAUCAAUAUUCUACAUUUUGCUCGAAAAAUCUGGAGGCGAAAGUAGUGUUGAUGGUUGUGUAGUUGGUGAAGUUAUUCAAGGAAUUGAUAUUCUGGAUGAAAUUGUAGAUCAAUAUGGAACAAAUCAUGGAAAACCCACGAAAAAUCUGAUACUUCAUAAUUGUGGACAUCUUUGA